Messenger RNA from Linum tenue, 1468 nucleotides. Lineage: Eukaryota; Viridiplantae; Streptophyta; Magnoliopsida; Malpighiales; Linaceae. The record is from the annotation of a GenBank genome assembly.
UUAGCACUCGUCGGCCGAGGAAGAAAGUCCGGUACUGACUUUCCUAAGCCAGACGCAUGCUUCCGGAGCUUCUCGCCUUCUCCGGGCAGCAAUGUGCUGAAAAUCCACCACGUUACGCUACCCAGAAGGCCGGAAACUAUGGGAAUAUGCAUCGAUUCCUUGAGACGUUCGCUAAUCGCGAUUCCUCUGCUCGUUCUCGCGUCGUCGUUCCACUCCGCCUCGGCCGGUCUCUGCGAUGUCAGUUAUUUCGACGGCCGCCAGAUUUUCAACUUCAGCUUCACUGCUCCUAUCGCGGGAUUCCCCCACGGCAUCCUCAGCGAAGAUGGGUUCUAUAAGGUCGCGGAGAAUGAGAGUGUGCUCUGGUUUCAGCUCUGUGCUGGAAUGAUUUUUAAUCACAACCCACCUAGAUGUGUUGGCUGUCAGGAUUGUGGUGGGCCAUCUCACUGUGGCAGUGGAUGUAGUGCACUUGUUGCUAAUAAUAUUGGCGGCUAUGAAGUAUGCAGCACUAUUGGCGGCGUUUCUAACACUUCUUCUGACAUCAUGGAUAAACAAAAUCCUCAGAAGGGUGUCAUUGUUAAGAUCUCAAGUCUUGAUACUAAGGAAAACUGCUCACUCUCUGUCUCUGUCAUCUGUAACUCGUCUGGACUCACAGUAAGGAAAGGGGUCUUAUUCAUCUGUGUCAUUGGACAGGCUGCAGUUCUACAGCAUCCAUCUGGGUGUGCUACAGUUAUAUCUGUUCGUGGGAAAGGAUUGGGCUGGUUUGCUACCUUGAUAAUAAUUGUCUUGUGUGUUUUUGGAGCCUACAUGUUAGCUGGUGCAGUUUAUCGGCAUUUCUUCCUUGGGAUUCGUGGAUUAGAUGUGGUGCCAAACUUGGACUUUUGGGUCAGAUUACCUCAGAGAACACAGGGCUUCUUCGCUUCUUUGGUUCGAAGAUUCAGAGGACCAACAGAGAGCUAUCGCGAUUCCUAUUCUCCUGUCAACUUUUAGCACCAUCCGGGAUUCAGCUUUAACCGGCAGUUUUCAAGUACAUCCCAAUACUCUCUUCACAAUUUCGAUCUUAGGUAGUUUCUUUUCACUAGAAGGAUAGCAAGCAGCUGGCCGGUAGGGUUUAGAUUUAUGGUUCCCUUGAACAAGUAGACUAUGGAAACCCUCUCUGCUUUUGGGACAUCUAAUACAUACCAUGUACCCAUCUCAUGUUAGCACAUAGUUCAUUUCAUUCCCAAUUCGACUAUCGUGCAUACAGGGCUGGGUGCAUGCCCGUGCUUGCACCGUCCCAAUUGCCCACCCCGCACGCAUUUUCAGCCGUUAGAUGAAAGCGUAGGCUUUAUACACAAAAAUGUCAAUGUGUUGAUCCAACGACUUCAAAUGCACAGAAGAGCGACCGAACGGUGUAAGCAAAGGGCAUAUUGCCCACUCCAUAAACAUUCUGUCCAAAUUAGUUCACCAGAAAAUCUAGAUAUGAAGUCAA